Messenger RNA from Aspergillus alliaceus, 822 nucleotides. RefSeq names its product WSC-domain-containing protein. The record is from RefSeq and is a predicted model, not a curated record. NCBI's taxonomy places the organism in Eukaryota, Fungi, Ascomycota, Eurotiomycetes, Eurotiales, Aspergillaceae. The coding region runs from base 1 to 822 and encodes 273 amino acids. Gene Ontology annotation, cellular component: plasma membrane. The transcript has 3 exons.
AUGCAGUCGGCUCUUACAGCCUCCGUUCUUCUGAUUGCUGCCAACUUGCCAGCAGUGAGCGCACAACAGGCCAUAGAGAAGGGCUGCUAUAGUGAUUCGAAGCCAUUAUCAGACCAAGGUUCUUACAUUUACCAAAGUAAUGGAUAUUGCCAGAAGCUCUGCUUGAAAGAUAGUCAUACUGUUUUCGCUAUGACGAAGGGACAAAAUUGUCUUUGCGGCGACCAGUUACCGGCAGAGUCGGCUAAGACGAGUGACAGCGACUGCAAUGUUAAGUGUGUAGGGUGGCCCCAGGUUAUGUGUGGUGGUAACAGCGCGUUUUCCGUGUAUCUCACCGGUAUCACGGAUGAUGUGGAUAGUUACUCCUCAUCCUCGUCCUCAAGCUCCUCUUCCAGUAGUGAGAGUGGAACGUCGACAACCACUAAUGAUGGCGGCCACGCUGUUACUACCUCUGGCGGACAAACGGUAUUCAAGACGGCAGAUAGUGAGAUGACAACGCAAGGCGCCGAUGAGAAGAAGAAGGGCUCCGGAUCGAAUACUGCUGCCAUUGCUGCUGGCGUCGUCGUCGGAAUCGUUGGCCUCUGUGCCUUGAUAGGAGCAAUCUUCUUCCUCUGGCGGUUUAGGAACCGCUCGAACAUGCCCGAUCAAUAUCGACACAACGAUAUCGAUAACUUUGGUGCCAAGCCCAUGUCCCAGAGCUCUCAGUCUGAUUCGAGAUUCGACGGGGACUUCAUGGCACAACGACGCCAAAGCAACGGCAGUAUUGAUGACGACCAAGACUUUUCGCGUCGGAUACUGCAGGUGACCAAUCCCGAUCGCCGCUAA